This is a messenger RNA of Myotis davidii, 4720 nucleotides long. It is a transcript of the gene CELF5, whose product is annotated as CUGBP, Elav-like family member 5. Gene Ontology annotation, molecular function: mRNA binding. Gene Ontology annotation, biological process: mRNA splice site recognition; regulation of alternative mRNA splicing, via spliceosome. Gene Ontology annotation, cellular component: nucleus; cytoplasm; ribonucleoprotein complex. The transcript is spliced from 12 exons. Bases 276 to 1469 code for a protein of 397 amino acids. Lineage: Eukaryota; Metazoa; Chordata; Mammalia; Chiroptera; Vespertilionidae. The record is from RefSeq and is a predicted model, not a curated record.
CCUUUGCUGGGGGACCUGCCUGAAUACCACCACCCUCCCUGCUCCCCCCGUUCCCUCGGCCUCCCCAGGCCCCGUCGGGGAACUUUGCGCCUCUGGACUCCAUUGCUUUGGUCAUUUUCACAAAGCCAGGCCGGUGGGGCAGGUCCAGCUGGCCUCCGGGACAUACGGAUGCCCAGGACCCCGGGCUAAUCGGCUGUGCCUUCCUCACUUACUGUGCCAGGGACUCCGCCAUCAAAGCUCAGACUGCUCUGCACGAACAGAAGACCUUGCCCGGGAUGGCACGGCCAAUCCAGGUGAAGCCUGCGGACAGCGAAAGUCGUGGAGGUAGGGACCGGAAGCUGUUUGUGGGGAUGCUGAACAAGCAGCAAUCAGAGGAGGACGUGCUGCGGCUGUUCCAGCCCUUCGGGGUCAUAGACGAGUGCACGGUGCUCCGGGGGCCUGACGGCAGCAGCAAAGGCUGUGCCUUCGUGAAGUUCUCCUCCCACACGGAGGCUCAGGCGGCAAUCCACGCCCUCCAUGGCAGCCAGACCAUGCCGGGUGCCUCCUCCAGCCUGGUGGUCAAGUUUGCCGACACAGACAAGGAGCGAACACUACGGCGCAUGCAGCAGAUGGUGGGCCAGCUGGGCAUCCUGACACCGUCCCUCACCCUGCCCUUCAGCCCCUACAGUGCCUAUGCGCAGGCCCUCAUGCAGCAGCAGACAACGGUCCUGUCCACCUCAGGCAGCUACCUGAGCCCUGGCGUGGCCUUCUCACCCUGCCACAUCCAGCAGAUCGGCGCCGUCAGCCUUAAUGGGCUGCCUGCCACACCCAUCGCCCCUGCCUCUGGACUGCACUCGCCCCCACUGCUCAGCACUGCCGCCGUGCCCGGCCUCAUGGCUCCCAUCACCAACAGCUUUGCAGGUGUCGUGCCCUUCCCUGGUGGGCACCCUGCCCUAGAGACUGUAUAUGCCAAUGGCCUCAUGCCCUACCCAGCUCAGAGCCCGACCAUGGCUGAGACCCUCCAUCCUGCCUUCUCCGGAGUCCAGCAGUACACAGCCAUGUACCCCACCGCGGCCAUCGCGCCCAUCGCGCACAGCAUCCCGCAGCCGCCGCCGCUCCUCCAGCAGCAGCAGCAGCGAGAAGGUCCCGAAGGCUGUAACCUGUUUAUCUACCACCUCCCCCAGGAGUUUGGAGACACGGAGCUGACGCAGAUGUUCCUGCCCUUCGGCAAUAUCAUCUCCUCCAAGGUGUUUAUGGAUCGGGCCACCAACCAGAGCAAAUGUUUUGGACCCCACGAGCCAGGAAGCCGAGUGGAAGACGCCCACGUUGCCCACCAUCGCGGGUCCACCCCGGUCUCUGCAGGCUUCGUGAGCUUUGACAACCCCGCCAGCGCGCAGACUGCCAUCCAGGCCAUGAAUGGCUUUCAGAUUGGCAUGAAGAGGCUGAAAGUGCAGCUGAAGCGGCCCAAAGAUCCGGGACACCCCUACUGACCACGCCCACAGCCGCCCGGAGGCUGUGGGCUUGGCCCAGGUGAGCCGCCAGGCGGCCCCACCCGCCCCAACCCUGCCCCGCGUUUUCUGCACCCUCCCUAUUCCCCAAAUCCUCUCCCGGCCUGGGGGUGGGACUGUGGCUAGGGGGGUGAGGUUGCUAAGGGGCCCCCAGGUUGGAUUGUAAGGGACGGAGCUGGAUGAAGACACUCCCAAUCCCUGUCGUGGGAGGGUAGGAUUGGGUUGGGGAAGUGGGGGAAGCCAGUGCGCACCAAGGGUGGUUCGGAAUCCUUCCUGGAGAACGCUUUGGAGGAUAAAUAGAAAUUUGCCUGAGGGGCCAUGUUGGGAAUGGGGUGGGGAGUGUUGUGGGGAUGGGCUUCUCUCCUGUCCUAUGACUCCCAGCUGGGUCCCUCUCUCAGCUCCUCUAUUUGGUAUAGUUCAUACCCAAUGGGUUGAUGGGAAGGUGGGAUUUUGCCCCGCCCCCCAUGCCAGAAAAAAUGUCCCCCCAAACAAAUCCCCAAGAGUAUAUUUUGACUUGACAUCAGAGCAAACAAUUUCAUCAACUCAUUACCUUUUUUAGGGAAUGAAUAGUGAGCCUAAGGGAUCAAUGAGGAAACUAACUACUGACCUCAAGCUUCCAUGAGCCUCAUCUGUGAAAUGGGCUCAUAAAAGCACCUCCCCUAGAGGCAGUAGGAAGGACUCACACAGGGGAUGCAGUGUUUUCCCAGUUGAGCCCGGGAUCCACCACCUGUAAAUUCUUGAUAAUUCCUUUUUUUUUUCUUUUUUAAUCACCAUUGCCGUCAUCAGAAAGCCUUGCCUGGGGUCUGGUGUAAAGUAGGUGCUCAGGGGAUGGAGGUAACUUUCAGACCCGGUCAGGUCUGCACCCACAGAUUUGAGGGUGUGCAGUCAGAAUCCUGCAUCUUGGAGCUCCCAUUUGGAAACCUGACACGUUUGGAAACCAACUCACAGGCAACCCACACACUUUUAACAUGCUGGGAUAGCACAUCUUUCCUGAGCACCUACUAUGUGCUCGGCACUGUUUCCAGUGUUUGGGGACACUGCUUCGCAUGAACAGAACCUUGGGGGUGGGUGAGGGGGAGGGGAGAAAUUGCCUUCCUGGUGCUCCAGUGGCAGGCAGCAGGGGAGAGGAGACACAAAUGAACAGGAAUAUUUGUCCCAAGUUGCCAGAUAAGGACAUGCACUUGGUUACCCUAACUCUGUUCCAAGCCAGGUUUGUCAGCCUCCAAACUCCAAAAUGGACUCUUUCUGAAAAGAUGAGGAAUCUUGGGGUUCUAGACCCCAGCCUGGCCAGGGCAAGGGAGUGGAUGGGAGGGGAGGUCCUUUGCCUUUGUGCCCGGCUCAGAGCUCCCUAACGCCCUCCCUUCUCCACCAGGUGAGGGGCCUUCCACCCCAGGAGGGUUUCCCCGCUUCCAACUGAUCCAGGACUUUUCCGUAAAUUACAACCGAGUUUGGACACCAGCCCUCCCUCUCCUCUCCUGUCUCCCCUGAGCCCCCUUCCCAAAAUGUGAAGCGCUGCUGAGAGGGCAGGGGGCUGAGGAGCUCACCACUUCCUCCUGGGAGAUUUCCUGGCUCCUCACCCCCCACAACCUUGGUGGCUUCCCCAAACUAAAUCACCACUUUUUCUAUAUAUAUAUAUGCAUAUAUAUAGAGAGAGCUAUAGACAGUAUAUAUAUUUUUUGAGUGUAGAUCAUGGGACCAAACUUUUCUGACUUCCUUCCACCCAAGAGAAGGUGACCCUAGGCUGGUCACUCAGCAGGGACAUAAGAAGGGCUGAGGCUGGCCGGACAGCCCCGUGUCUCCUCACCUCCCGGCUGUAUUGUCAGACCAGGGUGCCCGAGAAGCACUGGGAGUCAUCAGCCAACCGAUAUACCUCCAGGACUUUUGGCCGCUGCCACCGACGAUUCUCUCGGGCCUAUGGGCUCAGCCGGCUUGAGUGUCCCUGGUCCUAGCUGCAGCUUCCGGGACCCCGAACUUCCCUCCCUUUUCCCAGGGCCCUGCCUUCCCCAGCACAAAAGAGAGCCCCUGGCCUCCCUCAGCCCUUUCCCCCCAGUCAUAGCCUUACUCAUGUGACCAAUAGCCCUUAGCUUUCCGUCAGGGGUAGAUGGGGUCGGUGGGAGCCCCUCUCCUCCUACCCCCCCCAAGGGCAGGCAGCCAGCCCUCCCUGCCUUCGGAUCACCAGCCUGGAAUUCACGGUCUCAUAACCAAGAUUGCCACGCUCGUUGGACAAGCCCAACCUGCACUGGCCAAGCAUCCCUUUGCCGAAGAUACCUCUUCAAAGAAUUUUUUUUUAACGUUGAUCUUUCUGAGCAGGUACAAAGAAGUAAAGAGAAGAAAAAUGGGGGUGGGGGGAAUCAAACAAUGGAUUUUUGUUUCCUAGCUGGGGCUGGGAGGGAGAUCCUGUGGGGUGCCUCUCUAUACCUACCCAAACCAUGAAAACCCACCUUGAAGCACAGAGUCAAGUUCGUUUGGUCGUCCAGUGGAGCCUAUUGCCAAACGAGGUACCAGAGAACUUAAUAAGCUCAAGAAAAAGAAUUUUUGGAAAAAAGAAAAACCCACAGCAUUCCCUUUUGUUUCUACCAAAAUGUGUUGACCAACCCAGAAAAAAAGAAAAGAAAAACACAUAGUAAAAAAAAAAAAAAAAAAAAAAAAGGAAAAGAAAAAACUUCUUAUAAACUUCUUGGAAAAGAAAAAAAAAAUCUUCGGACCAACUUGUUUCGAUAUUCCAGAGUUUGAUAAUUGUUUCAAGACAUUCUCUAGUGUGCCUGUAUCCCGUGCGUCUGCGUGUGCAAGCGUGUGCUCAGGGGCCAAGAGGGGGCCUCAUCUGCGUCUCCGGUGCCCACCAAGCUCCCGCCAGGCCUGGCGUGCAGUGGUGUGUGUCCUGAUCCAUGUUUACUGGCUGUAAAUACCAUUUUUAUACUCCACACCGAAGAUCUACAUGAUUUGUACAAUGUACUUUAUUUCUGCUACUAGUAAUUUCAUGAAGUUUCAACUUGCAAACCAACUUUUGGAAACAAACCGACACACACACACAUUCACACACACACACACACACAAACAAGGCAAGAAAAGGACUUAGAAGAAACUCUGGGCUGACCAAUUCUGUGGCUAGAGAGGUCCUUGUUACUGUGGUGUGUUUCAGGUGAGAAGCUACAAGCAUCAUCUUUAUGUCCAAAACACCUCUCUUUGGUCUGGAAAAACUGAAAGUUUAUUUAAUAAAAGUUUUACUUGCUAAA